Molecule: messenger RNA, 1395 nt
Organism: Diaporthe citri
Lineage: Eukaryota; Fungi; Ascomycota; Sordariomycetes; Diaporthales; Diaporthaceae
Exons: 5
Coding region: 1-1395 (464 amino acids)
Molecular function (GO): aspartate kinase activity
Source: RefSeq, a predicted model, not a curated record
AUGAAACCCACAGUCAAGAAUGACAGUCCCAGUGGAUGGGUCGUCCAAAAGUUCGGGGGCACAAGCAUUGGAAAGUUUCCAGACAAGAUAGCAGACGAUAUCAUCAGGGCGAACUUGCCAAACAACAAGAUUGCUGUCGUCUGUUCAGCGCGCAGCUCAGGGAAAAAGGUCACCGGCACUACAAGUCGGCUGCUUGAGGUCUACAGGAGGCUCAGGAAUAUUGACGCUGCCGUCGGCAUAGAGAACACGCAGACAGAGUUGCUGGAAGAGGCCAAGAGCCUCAUCCAGGAUAUUUGCGAUGAUCAUCUAUUUGCCGCCGAGGCGGUCCUGACAACCCCAGAUUUCAAGGAGGCCCUAAAGGAAGACAUCAAGAAUGAGUGCCAGGAGCUCAUUGAGUACAUCCAGGCCGCGAAGCGUUUCAAACUAGAGGUCAACUCAAGAUCCAAGGACCGGGUCCGUGUGGAGGCUGAGUAUGUGGACCUAGCCGACGUGCUUCACAACGACAGCGCGGGACGCUUGGAUCCUUCUUUCUACCGAGAUGCUGCGGCGGCGUUCCGGAGCAAGAUAGAGGCUUGCGAGGACCGAGUGCCUGUUAUCACUGGCUUCUUCGGUAACGUACCAGGGAGUCUUAUGGACGGCGACGUUGGGCGUGGAUAUACCGACCUAUGCGCGGCCCUGGUGGCAGUGGGCAUCAAGGCGGACGAGCUCCAAGUAUGGAAGGAGGUGGACGGUAUCUUCACAGCGGACCCGACCAAGGUGCCCACGGCGCGACUCCUGUCGUCCAUCACGCCCUCCGAGGCAGCAGAACUGACCUUCUACGGGUCCGAGGUCAUCCACCACCUCACCAUGGACCAGGUCAUCAAGGCGGACCCGCCGAUCCCCGUGCGCAUCAAGAACGUCAAGAACCCCCGCGGCCAGGGCACCAUCGUCGUCCCGGACCCGGUGCUGGCGCCGGGCCAGCAGCUGAAGCGCUCGCGGCCGUCGCAGGUCAACCUGGUGCGGCAGACGCCCAAGAGGCCGACCGCGGUCACCAUCAAGGACAAGAUCUCGGUCAUCAACGUCCACUCCAACAAGCGGUCCAUCGCCCACGGCUUCUUCGCCCGGGUCUUCUCCAUCCUCAACAGCUACAAGAUCUCGGUCGACCUCAUCUCCACCAGCGAGGUGCACGUGUCCAUGGCGGUGCACCUCCCCAACUCCGAGGCCGUCAUGUUCGACAAGGCCAGGCAGGAGCUCGAGGACUGCGGGGACGUCAGCGUGCUGCACGAGAUGGCCAUCUUGAGCCUGGUAGGCGCGGACAUGAAGAACAUGAUUGGUGUCGCCGGCAAGAUGUUUACCACGUUGGGAGAGCACAGAGUCAAUAUUGAGAUGAUCUCACAGGGCAAGUCCAAUACCUGA